AUGCCAUCGUCCUUCCAACAAGGCUCGUCGUCAAAGGCGAGCAUCAGAGUAACAGGACACCAAUUCAGCAGAUCCGACGCAGAGCUCGCCGACAUCCUCGCACGACCAAGAGGCGAACAGACUCAAGUAACCAACGAUGGCGUCCGCGUUUUUGUCGACCUCUCCAAACACACCAUCGUCAACUUUGUCGACCUCGUCGCCCAACAACACGCACAACGAGCUCUUGCCCGCAAAAAGGAAGCCAAACUCGCAAAGAAGCAGCAACAUGCAAAACGGAUAGCAGAGCCUGAGUCAUCAGACGCCAUGGAGGUCGACCCACCAGAAGAGACCGGACCCGAGUCAGCAGUUCACAGCGAAGUCGAUGGCGAUGGCGAGGACGUCGGAGAGUCUGUUGGCGAGUCGGACAACUCGGACAACUCAGACAACAACUCGGAGGACUCGAACGAUAACGACAGCGAUAACCCUCCGCCAAAGAAGGACUUUCUCGAUAACCUGAUGGACCGUUUCGAGAAGCUAUACUAUGUCCUCGACGAGGAAGACGAGGAGGAGCGGAGGGCACAUGAGGAGGGUCGACCCCAGAAAAAGAGGAGUCGCUGGGACUUUGAAUCUUACGACGUAAACGACGACUUUAUUGACGACAGCGAAGCAAUGGUCCAGUCUAUGGGGAUCAAGUUGAGACCCAAAGAGAGCGGAUUCUAUGUUUGUCGUGGUCCUCUCGUCAUGGUGCCCGUUGACGAGCCGAGUACGCCUCGCAAGAGAGGAGGAGCAGGAGCAGCAGGAGGCGGUAGGCGGAGAGCGCCGGCGGGGACAACUACAGCCAAGGGGUCGAAUCUGGCGAUUGUCGAGAGUGCAAUUGAGUGGACGCCAGAGGUGAGCGAGACAGAGCGGAAACCUAGCGGCAAAUCAUCAAAUGGUGAAGGAGGCUCCACAGCGCCAAAGAAGAAGCGGACGACUAAAGCCAAGACCGUGACAAUGGCGGAUGAUGCCGACAACGACACCAACAACGACUCCGACAAACAAACCAAGGCGCCAGCACCAAAGAGGGCAAAGGCAAAGACGACCAAGACCCCGGCUGCCGAUACUGCUGUCACUACUCAGGAAUCAUCCGCCGCAGCAGACGCCUCUACGACCUCUACUCCUAACAGCGACCCUGCGGCAUCAAAGUCUGCCAUCGCCACGACAUCCAAAGCCUCAACUACAUCAAAAACCAAGACCACUGCUGGAGCCAAGGCCACAGGAUCAUCGUCAGCGACAUCCACAGCGGCUAUUCCUACAGUCCGUGUCGACUCACCUCCACCAACACUAAUGGACGGCGUGGAAGAUAGCUCAACACCCCAGCCACCCCCAUCACGACCCGUUUCGCCCCUGAAGGUGAAAUCAAGAUCGAAGGCUAAAGCCUCAAAAGCUCAACAGGAUGGCUCACUGUCUGCUGAUCCAGCUACAGAUGAUGCGCUGACAGAGGAUGAUACAACUCAGGAACCGCAUGCUAUGGACACUAGUGCCGAUAAUACUGUCGCGGACACCAUCGACAAAGUGACGCCGCCCUCAAAUGAUGGGAGUCGUGAGGGUGAGUCUAGGUCGUCCUCUCCUGCUCCCCGGAGAAUGAGCAACAGCCAAGGGCCCGCGAGAGACGACGGCCUCGAAUCGGAUGACCAGGUCGUGGAACUUGGACCCAAGCCAGAGGAACCCUUGCCUGACGAACUGAAAUCAGCGUUCCGAGCCGUCGAGGAACUUGCAGAGAAGGAACCCUGGGAAGGUCUUUUCCCGGCCCCUGUGCGGACAGCCAUGUUCACAUUCGGUCACAAGGCCCUCGAAUACUGCAAAGGAUCAGGAAAGAUAAUACCAGAGGUGUACUUUGACCACCUGAGGUCCAUCAUCCCUUACCAGGGCACUACUCUUCGAAAACUCAUAUACAGGAUGCUGCUUCCAAACUGGAUCAAAGACUUGGAGUUCGAAAAGACAAAGUAUAUUGGGCAAUUCACAGAGCGGACCAAGAAGGUUCUUCUCACGUCCGGUCUGGCCAACCAGGCGACUAUUCAGGAUGCAGAUGGCGACGUCAACCUUAGUGGCGACGAAGGGAAAUUUCAGAAAAAGUUCCCAUGGACCCAUGACCUUCGACUUCUGUUGUGGGAGACCAUGGAGAUGUUCAUGGAAAUUCGGCAAGCGAAGCACGAGUUCCACUCGGUGAAGAAUAGCUACCCAGCACCACCCACAGACUCCAAGACCAGGAAAGACGCUUAUCAAACUUUGCUGCUUGCCUUUCCAUCGGGAUGGACAACAUCGUAUGAGAUCUCGCGGCAAUACAGUCAGCUCAAGGAGAAGGUCCAGAAGCAAAGGAAUGACAAGAAGGAGGUUGAGGUUACGAAACCAGUGCUGGUAACAAAGACGAAGGCUGCGACAGGGGGCGCGGCUUCUCGACCUCCAAAGGCUGUGGCAUCGCCCGCGGGACCCACCACCUCAACGACCAAACUCACAAAAUCACUCUCGUCAACCAAGCUCACAGCUGGCAACACCUCAACGAAUGUUAUCACGUCACCCACCAAGUCGACGACAACCGCUAGCGCUUCUGCUACACCUGCCAAAGCGACGUCUACUGUCGCAUCCACAGCCUCGUCAGCCAAGCCCACCAGUUCACCUACCUUACCCACCAAGGUCUCGGCCUCGGCUGCCAACACAGCCUCCAGUCCUUUGUUGAGUGCUGUCAAGCCCGAUAUAUCUGCGGGUCCAAGGGACUCUCCACCAGUAGUCGCCCGUCGUGUAACUCCCAACGCGACAAGCUCUUCUGCUCGUUCGCCUGCAAACCUUCAUCGUGCGACAGCAACGCCUGAACCGCCACAUCUUCAGGCACAGCAUGGAUCGAAGCCCCCCCAACCACAACAAUCGCGACUUCCUUCCCAACCUCCGAUGCAGCAUCAGACCGCAAGAACUCAUUUCACAUACACUGGUGGACCCAUUUCAAGCGGCUCUGCCGCACCAUCUCUCAGCAAGAAGAGAAAAAACUCGGUUGGAGUUGCCCAAGGAUCUGGGUCGAAUGCUGACCCACUUGUCAUUGACGAAGGUCCGGUUCAGGGACGGGACUAUGGACACGAAAGGCGGCGGUCGCCACAACCAUACUACCGCGAUGCCUCUUACCCCAGUCAAGUUUCGUACUCUUCACAGGACAUGGCUGGCUCAAAGUCAUCAAACUCGAGCGCUGCCAACAAAAAAUCCAAGGCAUCUGCAGGCGAUUAUGGCGACUAUCGCGGGCCAUCCCCCCGUGCACCAUCUCCUGGCGCUUCAGGAUCUGCGAGGGUUAUGGAUUCGACGGGCUCGUUUUCGGGAUACCAUCGCGCUGUGGGAAGUGGACGAGGAGGUCGCCUAGGAGGUGUUGGUGUGGGACCUCGAGAUGGACCGGGACCGUUGCAGCAGCAUUCCUCAUCAAUGCGGCGAUCGUAUUCGCCGCCACCAAUGCAAAACCAGCGACUCCCUCCUGUCUACCGCUCUCAACAGCCUGAACCUCUCAUGCAAUAUCGCGAAGGUUCCGAUAUGCCGUCGUAUCACCAUCAUCGUUCCCAGCAGCAGCAACAUGAGAUGUCUCGAUCAGAAAGGGACAGCGGAAGGAUGUACUCGCCGUCGUCGAUGCACUCGCCACCAACAUCGUCGUCGUCGCCAGGACCUGGGUCAGCGAGACAUCCAGGACGGCCGGUUCAGCAACCACCCUCUCAUCACCAGCGGUCCCCUGAUGACCUUCUGCGCCACCCUCCAUCCCAUCGAUCGCAGCAACAGCAGCAGUCGCAGUCACCAUCGUCGCAUUACUCGCACCGACGUUGA
Linnemannia hyalina is the source of this 3810-nucleotide messenger RNA. NCBI's taxonomy places the organism in Eukaryota, Fungi, Mortierellomycota, Mortierellomycetes, Mortierellales, Mortierellaceae. The record is from the annotation of a GenBank genome assembly.